This is a messenger RNA of Striga asiatica, 549 nucleotides long. Lineage: Eukaryota; Viridiplantae; Streptophyta; Magnoliopsida; Lamiales; Orobanchaceae. The record is from the annotation of a GenBank genome assembly.
AUGAAAAGGGAAGAGUGGGUGAUAUGCAGAAUUUUCCACAAGAUAGGUGACAAGAAAAGUCCAACAAUUCUUCAAGGCCUAAACUACUUCACCAACAACACUACAAGUUCAAAUUCACUCCCCCCAUUGCUUGAGCCACUUUUAGAAUCCCAAACCCAUCUUCAAGACUACAACAACAACCCACCAAUACUCCAAACCCUAAACCAAAACCCUAUCCUAUUCCACACCCAACAGCAAUACCAAUCCGACUUGAAAACCCUAAUCAACCCCCUACUCGUCUCGCAAUGCGACCCUUUCGAACCCAAUAAUAAUCUCGUUUUCGCAAACGAGGGCUCUAACAACAUAAUCCUCCCCAAGCCUUUACUCUCGACUACCCAAGACUUCACCUUUAAGGAGCUUAGCAAUGCCAUUUCCAAACAGUGCAAGAAAGAGGCCGAUAUCGAAAGUGGGGCCCACGGCCCGUUUCUAUUCGGGCCUGGCUUUGAUAAUGCUGUGGAUGAUCAUCAUCAUGUGAUGCUGACCGGGCCCGGUGGCUUCAAGUGGUGGUAG